Nematocida ausubeli is the source of this 2274-nucleotide messenger RNA. RefSeq lists its product as uncharacterized. Gene Ontology annotation, cellular component: cell septum; cell periphery. The transcript has a single exon. Lineage: Eukaryota; Fungi; Microsporidia. The coding region runs from base 1 to 2274 and encodes 757 amino acids. Gene Ontology annotation, molecular function: chitin synthase activity. The record is from RefSeq and is a predicted model, not a curated record.
AUGAGAGUUGAAGAAAACCAAGUGGCACUUCUUCCUAGAAGAACUGUGUGGCAGCAGUUCACAAAAGUAUGUACAUCUUUUAUUCCCUCGUUUAUUCUGCGUCUUUUCGGCAUGAAGUCCAAAGAGAUGCAGAGUGCAUGGAGGGAGAAAGUAGCCCUCUGCUGGCUGAUUGCAUUUGCAUGCAUGUUCCUGGCAUUCAUUACAUAUGGUCUGACGAUGCUUGUGUGCAAGCCGCAACUAACAUACACAAUGGAAACCAUGAGCGAAAUAAGCACAUACCCGUGGUUUGCAGCCCGGGGGAAAAUAUUCAGACUUGACCCAGGGAGCAAGCUAGAGACGUACUCUGGGAGUGAUAUCUCUGCCAUGUUUAAAAUAAAUGCGCCAAACUGCACGCAGGCAUUUCCCAGCUACUCCUUCAGUAAAAUUGGCAGCUACAACAUGCAUGACUAUUCGGAAGUUGCGCCUGUGCACUACACGUGGUCAUCCAUACUUCGAGAGCAGCUGACCGUGAUAGGCUCAGGGGUCUACAACACAAAUGACAUAAGCCUCCCAGAAAAGCUGCAAACACUUCAAGGCAGCGUGGAUGCCACAAGAGCAAGUGAGUCUCUUUCUCCAAAGGAGCUGCAGUGCUUCAAGGAGCUGUGCUAUGCCGGGGAGCUUGCACUGCAGUCCACUGGGUGCCAGAUAACGUACUCUUUCCUCUAUCUGUCUGCCCUGGCUGUUCUGGGCCUGGUUCUGAUCAGGUUUUUCCUGGCUGCUGUCUACUCCUUGAUCAUGAAAAUCAAAACGUGGCAGCUUGUGCGAAAAACCACGGAUGUACUGCCGGUGGUGCUGAUGACUGCCUGCUACUCUGAGGGCAGAGAAGGCUUGAAGUCAACCCUGGACAGCCUCUGCAUACAGGAGUACGACAAGAAGGUCAUUAUUGUUGUAGCAGAUGGAUUUAUAACAGGAGCAGGCAAUGAAGCAUCUACUCCAGAGAUUCUUAAGUCAAUGAUUACGCCAAAGAAAGACUGCGCUGCAUCUGGGAUGUGCACUGCCCCAAAGCAGUACAUCUCUAUUGCAGCAGGCGCUAAGAAGCUGAACUAUGCAGAGGUGCAUGCUGGGUCGUAUUCUGUUGAGACAAAAAGCGGUGUGGUGACAUCUGACAUCAUUCUCAUACUGAAGAGCGAGAAUAGAGGAAAGAGAGACAGUCAGAUGGUUAUCAUGAGCUUCUUCCAUCACGUGCUGUACAGAACGCGUUUGACGCAGUUUGACUUAGAUUUGUACAAGAAGAUCAAGGGCCUGACAGGCAUGUCACCCGACCAGUUUGGAGCAAUUCUUAUGGUGGACGCAGACACAACAGUAAGACCAAGUGCAGUGCGAAUUAUGGCAAGAACCAUGCAAAGCGACCCGUCAAUUAUGGGAAUCUGCGGGGAAACACUCAUUUCAAACAAGUUUGACUCCUGGGUCACAGCUAUACAGGUGUUUGAGUACUAUGUAAGCCACCACCUGGCAAAGGGAUUUGAGAGUGUCUUUGGGAACGUAACUUGUCUUCCCGGGUGCUUCUGCAUGUACAGACUGAAGAUUGAAAGAAAGAACGGGUGCACUCCAAUUCUUGUCUCACCCACUGUGCUGCACGCGUAUGGGAGCGACGAAACAAAGACUCUGCACGAGAAGAAUCUGCUGCUUCUUGGGGAGGACCGGUACUUGACAACCCUUCUACUCAAAAACUAUCCAAAAAGAAAACUUGUUUUUGUGCCAAGUGCCUUGUGUGAUACAAUUGUGCCUGAUAAGUUCUCUAUCCUUCUGAGUCAGAGGAGGCGCUGGAUUAACUCUACCAUACACAAUCUGUUUGAGCUGCUUCGGGUUGACCUGUGCGGCACUUUCUUUUUUUCUAUGCAGUACGUUGUGAUUUUAGAGCUGUUUGGAACUCUGGUUCUUCCUGCUGCAAUGGUUUUUACUCUUGUUCUGGUCAUUUCCUCCUUUAUAUGGACACCUGUCUGGAUCCCUCUCUUCCUUCUGUUUUGCAUUCUUGGGCUUCCAUCUUUGCUCAUCUUCUUCACAAACUUCAAUCUUUUCUACUUUGUGUGGCUGAUCAUCUACUUGUGCUCUCUCCCAAUAUGGAACUUUGUUCUUCCAAUAUAUGCAUUCUGGCACUUUGACGACUUUUCAUGGGGAGAAACCCGGCAGAUCACGGGCGGUGCGCCAAAGGACGGGCACGGCGGUUCUUCCAGCGGGGAGGAGAUAGAUUACAGCACAAAGGCCACUCUAAUUGAUUUUGAGGAGGUUGAGUAG